This is a messenger RNA of Argiope bruennichi, 1176 nucleotides long. RefSeq lists its product as uncharacterized. Bases 1 to 1176 code for a protein of 391 amino acids. NCBI's taxonomy places the organism in Eukaryota, Metazoa, Arthropoda, Arachnida, Araneae, Araneidae. Gene Ontology annotation, biological process: DNA integration. The transcript is spliced from 3 exons. Gene Ontology annotation, molecular function: nucleic acid binding. The record is from RefSeq and is a predicted model, not a curated record.
AUGCAUCGCUCAGGGCCUACGGGGCAAAUACCUAUACAAGAUUCUCAGAUAGUGUGGAUUAGAGGAAAUGCCAAGAGGUGGAAGCAGUUUGUGGCGAAUCCGAAUGAUUGGUUUUAUUGUCCAUCGGCAGAUAACCCAGCAUAUUUGCUCACUAGAGGAGUUUCUGUUGAAAAUUUUAUAUCCAGUCAAAAAUGGUGGUAUGGGCCCAACUGGUUGUUGCAGAUUGUAAUUAUUGGCCGGAAAAAUCAGUCAAGCAAUCGCAGGAGUAAAGGACUUCUCAGGGUUGGGGGAAGAAAUGGAAACUCCAGCUUACCAGCGAGUGUAAAGCAUCCCUUGAUAUUACCAAAACAGCAUCCAGUAACAACUAUGAUUAUAAGACAGUACCAUUUAAAAUAUCUUCAUGCAAAAGUUCAAUCAGUUCAUUCUGCAAUUAGACAGGUCUAUUGGAUUUUGGGAGCAAGAUCAUUCAUAAGAAAAUUCGUGAGAAACUGUGUCAUCUGUGCACGGUUUCGUGCAGAAUUCUCGAGGCAAAUAAUGGCUGACUUGCCUACUUCCGGUGUCAUACCAGGUAGAGCGUUCUUGAGAGCUGGUGCAGAUUUUUGUGGACCAUUUCUGAUCACUCCUCGUCGUGGAAGAGGUGCGAGACUGGUAAUGAUGUAUGACUGCGUCUUUGUUUGUUUCAUCACGAAAGCGGUUCUCCUGGAACUCGUCAGUGACCUGAGUACUGAUGCGUUUCUUGCAUCUUUCAAGCUCUUCGUUGGACGCAAAGGGAAACCCACCGAGAUAUUCAGUGAUUGUGGGACUAAUUCCGUCGGGGUUAAACAUGUGCUGAAACUAUGGAGUUCGGAGGCGAUUGGUCGGUAUUUGGCCUACGAAGGUGUUGUAUGGAGAGCAAAUGUUCCAUCGUCCCCACAUUUCGGCGGACUCUGGGAGGCGUCUGUGAAAUCGAUGAAGUAUCAUUUGAAACGAAUAAUAGGAUGUCAAAUCCUGACUAAUGAAGAGUUUUCAACCGUUUUAGUGGAGACCAAGGCAAUACUAAACUCCAUACCAUUGGUUGCUGCGUCGGAUGAUCCCGAUGAUUUUUCAGUGAUUACGCCUGGUCAUUUCCUUAUAAGGUCAGAAUUACAGAAAAUCCCGGAGCCUGAUCCGACGGAUCAAAAGAUUUCGAUAGACUAA